AGCUUUGGCUCCUGAAAACUGCGGAAUCUGCUAUAAUCUGCUGGACCUCGACCAAAUUGCCAUGGUGUUCUCCCUUUUUGCACUCUUCAGCGCCGUUCUGGGGCAGGUUUGGGCUGUUGAUGACGCGCUGUUAGUGGAUGAUCAAUGCAGUAGCAGUGGAGAAUGUAGCCUGGAACUCAUGCAUUUGCGCAGCCAGAAGUAUCCUCAUGAUCCGCUGAGGCUGAUCAAUCGUCAGAUUGAAGACAACAAGAAGUACGAAGUGAGCGUGCAGGAUGAGAAUGGAGCAACUUGCCGCCCUGAAGGUGGAGCAGCCAUUACCUGCUCAGAGACUCACAAGUGCUGCACCUCCAAGCGUUCUUAUUUGGCAGGUUCAUCGCACGACUCCCAGCCAAGACUUGCACUUUAUGCCAUUUGCUGUCCCUUGGACACGCACUGCAAGUUCGACACCAUCUUCGUGUCGUGUGCGGCAGGCGUGGGUCCUGAUGACUACUCCGGAGUGAUUGCCGGCUGAACAGCAUCAUUUGAAUUUUUGCCUUUGCCCUAGCUCAAGUCUAGGCGGGCAGCUGUUCAAGACUGAACUUGUGAGUGAAAGGCCGAAGGGCAUGGCAGAG
Molecule: messenger RNA, 611 nt
Organism: Durusdinium trenchii
Lineage: Eukaryota; Dinophyceae; Suessiales; Symbiodiniaceae
Source: the annotation of a GenBank genome assembly